Saccharomyces mikatae IFO 1815 is the source of this 2760-nucleotide messenger RNA. It is a transcript of the gene EDS1, whose product is annotated as Eds1p. The record is from RefSeq and is a predicted model, not a curated record. Bases 1 to 2760 code for a protein of 919 amino acids. Gene Ontology annotation, molecular function: zinc ion binding; DNA-binding transcription factor activity, RNA polymerase II-specific. Gene Ontology annotation, cellular component: nucleus. Lineage: Eukaryota; Fungi; Ascomycota; Saccharomycetes; Saccharomycetales; Saccharomycetaceae. The transcript has a single exon.
AUGCCACAACAUGUUCCUAACUUAUAUGGAACAACAAUUCCUAACCAAUAUGGGCACCUAAAUAUCCCGGCGCCAAUGGGGGAAGUAGAUAAGUUAGAUUCGUCGAGAAUUUGUGAAAGAAGGGGUGAGGGAGUGACAAAGCAAAGGAAGAAAGCCUCUCGAGCUUGUGACCAAUGUAGAAAGAAAAGAAUUAAGUGCAGGUUCAACCAGCAUACUGGAGUUUGCCAGGGGUGUUUAGAAGUUAACGAAAAGUGCUUGUUUGUUAGAGUCCCACUGAAACGUGGUCCAGCGAAGAAAAGAAGUAAUGAGGUAUCCAACGACAAUUUCAGUUCAGGUAAUGGUCCUCUUAAUUACAGGUCGAGGACUCAUUCAUACCCAAUAAACUUGGGAGAUAGCCAUAUAGCGUCACUCGCUCGGAAUUCUUCUUUUCCUUCCAUUAGCGGCUUACUUGUUCCCACUAUAACAACUCAAACACAACAAUUUUGGAAGGUACCGUAUGAUGAUAUUAGACGUGGCAGUUCUCUAGCCACAUUAUCCAGUAGUUCAUCGAUAUCUACUUCCUUUGGGGAAAAUUGUCGCCUGGGUCAAAAUUUGAAUGUUGAGCAAGAGAGUAAGGAUACUGCAAUAAAAGGUAUGAUAACGCCAGUAGAAGGAAAUGGUGCGUAUUUAACAAGUGUUUAUCGUCAGGGUCCACAGCCCUCUCAAGUGCAAGAACAGCGUGCUAACCCCUACACCAAUCCUUUCAACUCUGGAAGAUCCAGGAUAAGCAGUUUUUCCGGUACGAGUGAAGCUACAACAUCAGAAGAUAACACACAGGGUAAAGAGCAUUAUAUGUUGACUCCAAAUAGCGUACCCUCAAUUGAAAAAGAACGAUUAAAUUCAUUGACUGUAGGGUGUCUUGGUAAAAAAAUAGACGCGAACACUAAUACUAAUAAGUGGGAAAGAAAUCCGACUUGGAAGUCAGCAUAUCGAUCGUCAGAUCUCUCUCGUCCAGAUUCUAAAAAAAAUGAUCUCUUGAAUCAAGAAGCCGGUAUAAAACCACUCAUUUUCAGCACUAGCAGACAGUUUGACGAGACCCCCCUUUACAAAGUUUUAGACAUCUACUAUAAUUAUUUUCAUCUUAAUUUUCCCAUAAUACCAAUCAGCCAGAGUAAACUUACUGGCAUGCUUGUUCCGGUGAAGCCGCAAGCAUUCGAUGAAACCCACAAAACUAACAGUGAAAUCAUUCAAUGUUUUAAAACCGCGUUGGAGGUUUUGGUAUUCUCUAAAAUAAAACAAAGUAAACCGCCAAAAUCAACAAAAUCAUGGUCUGAUGGCAAUUUAUGCGAUGCUCAAAAAGGACUGUACUACACUCAGAAUUUGAGCAGAUGUAUAAAUGAGUGUUUCCAAAGUUUAAUGACUAUUAAAUCAAAAUUAAAGCAAAGUUUCGGCGUUACUCCUUCAAGAAUAAAGUUCAUUUUCUUUUCGACAAUCGUUAUUCUGAAUUUCAUUUUAGUCUUGACCGGUAAUGAAAGCUUGUCCUUGUUAGGCCCCUCUGUCGGAGUUUUCAACGAGUUUCAAACUUACAAACUAUUUCUGCCUUACGAAAAUGCUAUCUUGGUACCCCUUUUAGUUUCAAACGAGGAGAGCGAUGAAGAACAACUUGAUUAUGCCGUGUUGUUUAAAAGAUCAUACAUACUUUUGAGCAUUUUAGAUUCGCUUCAAAGCUUCAGGUUAGGCCAACCAAAAUUAAUCAAUUUAAAAUUCGAUAGCCCCAUUGACACGUAUUUUAGUGACAAAGCGGGUCAUAAUCAAAUUGUUGAAAACCCCUCUAUGAACUUGGAUAUUAUUUUAUGGAAUCUGAAACUCGGUGAAUUUAUAACAUGCUUUGUCCUUAAUAGAAAAUCCCUGCAAAUAAACAGGUUCCAAAAUCCACCUGCCACGGACCGAACGAGCCAUGAAGGCAUAGCUGUUGAAAAAGAUGAACAUGAUAAUAUUGCUUACGAUUUUCAGAUUCUUUUGAAGAAAAAGGGAACUUUAAUUGAAGAAUUAUUGAAUAUCGGACAAAAGAAUGAAAAGCUUCCGAAAAAUUGGCGCAGUUCAAAUGCUGUAAUGAAUAGUAUUGGUGAGCUAGUUUGCUCGAUGAUCAAUCUGAUAUCAGGUAUAUUAGACUCAAUCGUAAAUGCGAACGUAGAGAACUCUGUCGAUUUGAAUUUGAAGCUGCUUCCAAACACAUGUUCUGCUCCGAAUAGUGAAGAUGAAUCGAUUUCACAAACACAACGCAACACUUCCAAACUUGGCGAUGAAUCAAACAAGUGCUACGCUGCCAAGUAUCUACCGGGAACUGUUUCCGUUUUCAUGCUGCCAAUGGUGGAGGAAUGCUCUAACAUUAUUAAGUUGAUAGGCCCCAUACCCACCAUACUAAUAAGCUUAUUUAUCCGUAAUGGAAACAUGGCAAGUGAGAUAAAUGAUAAAAUAAUGAUGUUGUCCACAGCGCUGAAUGAGUUAGUGCAAAUUACUUCGCUAUUAAAUGCGUUGGAAUCUUUCAGACAGAACACUUAUACACUUGCUAAACGUUUCAACACCGGUAUUCCAAAUAGCACUGGAGGCCUGACGUCUGUAAUGAAGAAAAUGUGCUCGGAAAAUUUCGUAACUGACAACGCUUCUAAUGUUUCGUCACCAGAGGAAGAGGACCAAAGAAUAUUGAGCAAAUUUGCUGAUAUAGGUUGGAAAUUGAUGGAUGAUUCAGAGUUAGGUUGUUGCUAUUGUUUUCUUAACUAA